Molecule: messenger RNA, 2394 nt
Organism: Zingiber officinale
Lineage: Eukaryota; Viridiplantae; Streptophyta; Magnoliopsida; Zingiberales; Zingiberaceae
Product: disease resistance protein RPS2-like
Exons: 5
Coding region: 1-2394 (797 amino acids)
Molecular function (GO): ADP binding; protein binding
Source: RefSeq, a predicted model, not a curated record
AUGGAGUCUGUUUCCACGAGUUGUCUAAUGGAUAUUUUCAACUUGUUGAAGGCUUGUUGCUCUCGGCCAUGCAAUUAUAUCAUGACCUAUGAGGGGACUUUUAGCUCCUUGGCCAAUGAGGUUGGGCAACUGAAGGACAAGAGUGUCGAUGUCAAGAGAGAGGUCGAGGCAGCCGAAAGGGAUGGCCUGACUCCCAGGAGGGAAGUGCUCGGGUGGCUCAACUCAGUGCAAAACAUGGAAGAUGAAGCCAAGUCGAUAGAAGGAAUAUACGACCAAAAGAUAAAGUGUUUGUGCAGCUUGCCAUUCAACAUUUGUUCUACCUACCGUCUCAGAAACAGAGCUGAAGCAGCACUUGAAACGAUCAGAGAGCUCAAACAAAGUGCAGAGUUCACUAAGCUCGCAGAUAACCUGAAUCUUACCCGCUCCAUCAAGAUACCAACCACCAAAACUAUCGGCAUGGACAAGGUCUUCGAGGAGCUUCAACGCCAUGCCAAAGAUGAUAGUUUGAGUGUGAUUGGCAUCCAUGGAAUGGGUGGUGUGGGCAAGACGGCACUCUUGAGAAGAUUCAACAAUGAUUUCCCGAGUGAAAAAGAGGCAGACGUGGUAAUCUUCCUUGAGCUAUCAAUAGACUAUAAGCUGGAGGAAGUCCAGAAAUCUUUAUUCGAUCGACUGAGUUUGACAUGGCAGGAUGAGGUCACACACAGAGACAGAGCAACCAAAUUAUUUAGAGUCCUGAGUAUGUUGAAAUUCAUAUUGUUACUCGAUAAUUUAUGGGAGCCCCUAAAUUAUCAGGUUGUUGGAAUUCCAUUUCCCGCACCUCCAUCAAAGUGCAAGAUCAUAUUCACAACCCGAACAGAAGACACUUGGCCACAUGGCAAUGUUGUCUUCACUUUUAACUGCGACCAUAUCAAUAAUUCCGUCGAGCACUUUCUCACGAAUGAAAUGAUGCUCAAGUUCAAUAUGUUUUGUCCUCGCGUGGAAGACAGGAUUAGACAGGCAGCCUGGAAUCUCUUCAGAAAUAGUGCAAGGAUGGAUGUCAUUGACGCCGACAAGAAUAUACGGAUCGAGGCUAGAAAUUUAGUUAAGGAAUGUGGUGGCUUGCCUGCAGCUCUCAUUGUGCUGGCACAAGCAAUGGCGCCUAAAAAGACAUGGGAAGAGUGGAUUCACGCCUUGACCAUCAUGAAGGACACACCACACCAACUUCCUACAUCUUUAACAGUAAGAGUUGAUGAUGUCUACUUCACGAUGCACCCCAUGACCCGAGCCAUGAUAUUGUGGGUGCAACGUGAGUGUGGGAAGAAGGAGAACAAAUGGUUGGUGCGGGAUAGGGAGCGGGUCGAAGAAGCACCAGUAGCCAAGAAAUGGCGAGAUGCAGAGAGAAUUGCACUUGUAUGGAACCAAAUAAUUGACCUUCCAGAAACACCUCAAUGUCCUGACUUGAUUUUUCUGAAUCUUCAAGUUAACAAAUUUCUCAGGAAGAUUCCAAAUGGCUUCUUCUUGCACAUGCCUCUCCUCAAAAUCCUUGAUUUGCAAGAGACUUCUAUAGAGGAGCUACCGGUAAGCAUUGGUAAUCUGGUGCAACUACACUAUCUCAAUCUAUGCGGAACUAGGAUUACUUCUCUACCAAAGGAGAUGACAGCAUUAGUAAAUCUCAAAUACUUGUCGUUGGCAUCCAUGAAAUAUUUGAGACUCAUUCCUGACCAACUAAUCUCCAGUCUUCGAGAGUUGCAGUGGCUUAUCAUGAUGGACAGCUACACUGGAUGGAAGGAAGUACAGAGUUGCGAAGGAGGUGUGAGUUUCAAAGAGUUGGAAAGCUCGAAGAGAUUAAAAGCCAUUGGGAUCACAGUCAGCACGCUUGCUGCUCUUCAAAACCUCUGUGACUCUCCAAGACUGACAGCAUUCACACACUGGCUCCAUAUAAAAGGGUGUCCAAAUUUGACGAGCAUCCCAUCCUUGGAUUUUCAUGCGGAAACUAUGCCCAGAGUAAUAAGUAUCCAGCUUCACGCAAUGAGUGAGCUAGAAGAGGUAGUAAUUGGCAAUCGUCAACCUAUUCUUCUACCUCUACAAGAGCUUCGACUUUCGAGUCUCCCAAAAGCAAAGCUGGUCUGGAGGGCUAGGUUCCCUAAUACUCUUCUUGCACUUAAAAUUGAGGAUUGCAGGGCAAUAGACAGAUUGAUCAAAUUGGAGGGAGAGGCAAAUGGUAGUGGGGAGACAAAUUACCCAUCGUUGAAGACUAUCGAGGUGAAAGAUUGCCCCAAUCUUAAGAAGCUGACGUUGGUUGCUAAUGGGCUGAAAGAGAUCAAGUGUCAGAAAUCAUGGUGGGAGCAGCUCAAUUGGGGUGACGAACGAACCAAGUCCUUUGAACACCUCUACAAUCCCAUGAAUAUAGAUUGA